GGGAUCAAUCUUAGGCAUAAAUGGUCUCUCACUGUGGAGACAUACACUUUUUGUUCCCCAAGGCCUGCCAACUUUGAGAGGAGUGUUGGCAGGCCUUCAAAGGCAGGAAGAAUAGAUCCAGAAGAGCCUCAAAAGAAGGGAAAAAAAGAGGAAAGGAAAGCAACAAUGAAAUUGAAGAAGCAGAAACCUAUUGUGAGAUUCAAAAGAUGUGGUAUGGCUGGAUAUAAUGUAAGAUCUUGUGACAAAAGAAAAGACCAAGUAACUCGGGAAGUGGACAACACCUCAUUGAACAAGGCUUUUGAUACAAUUCUUGAAAGAAAAAGAGUUGCAGCUGUUAAAAGUAGAAAGAUUAAGAUGGCCAAAGUUGGCAUAAGACAAUCCUCAAAUAAUUCCACACUUUUCCCACUAGUGGUAGGGCAUCAAGAAGAAGAUGUUGAUCUGUAA
Molecule: messenger RNA, 444 nt
Organism: Striga asiatica
Lineage: Eukaryota; Viridiplantae; Streptophyta; Magnoliopsida; Lamiales; Orobanchaceae
Source: the annotation of a GenBank genome assembly